Halteromyces radiatus is the source of this 2444-nucleotide messenger RNA. RefSeq names its product 3-isopropylmalate dehydratase. Lineage: Eukaryota; Fungi; Mucoromycota; Mucoromycetes; Mucorales; Cunninghamellaceae. Gene Ontology annotation, molecular function: 3-isopropylmalate dehydratase activity; 4 iron, 4 sulfur cluster binding. Gene Ontology annotation, cellular component: 3-isopropylmalate dehydratase complex. The record is from RefSeq and is a predicted model, not a curated record. The transcript has 2 exons. Gene Ontology annotation, biological process: L-leucine biosynthetic process. The coding region runs from base 65 to 2314 and encodes 749 amino acids.
UUUCCUUACAUUUUUUUUUUAUUUUUUAUUUAUUUUAUUUUCCCCUCUCUCUUUAUAUCAAAUAAUGGCUCAAACUUUAUUCGAUAAAGUCUGGAAAGACCAUGUAGUAGAUCAACAAGAAGAUGGUACUUGUAUUCUUUAUAUUGAUCGUCAUUUGGUUCAUGAAGUCACCAGUCCUCAAGCUUUCGAAGGUCUUCGUAAUGCUGGUCGUCCUGUUCGUCGUCCUGAUUGUACUUUAGCUACUGUAGAUCAUAACAUUCCUACUACUUCCCGUAAAAACUUCAAAAGCAUUACUACUUUUAUUGAAGAAGCUGACUCUCGUACUCAAUGUGAAACUUUGGAAGAAAAUAUUCAAUCUUUUGGUUUAACUUAUUUUGGUAUGGAAGAUGAUCGUCAAGGUAUUGUACAUGUUAUUGGACCUGAACAAGGUUUUACUCUUCCUGGUACAACAGUUGUUUGUGGUGAUUCUCAUACUUCUACUCAUGGUGCUUUUGGUGCUCUUGCAUUUGGUAUUGGUACUUCUGAAGUUGAACACGUCUUGGCUACUCAAACUAUUUUACAAAAAAAGUCAAAGAACAUGCGAAUUACUGUAGAAGGUACUUUGGCUCCAGGUGUGACUGGAAAGGAUAUUGUGUUGCAUAUUAUCGGUGUUAUCGGUACUGCUGGUGGUACUGGCUGUGUUAUUGAAUUCUCUGGUUCGGCUAUUCGUGAACAAUCUAUGGAAAGUCGUAUGUCUAUUUGUAAUAUGGCUAUCGAAGCUGGUGCUCGUGCAGGUAUGAUUGCUCCUGAUCAAAAAACAUAUGAUUAUCUCAAGGGUCGACCUUUGGCUCCUACUGGUGCGGAAUGGGACAAGGCUGUAGCUUACUGGAACACCUUACGUGCUGAUGAUGAUGCUGUUUAUGAUAUUAACGUUGAAAUCGAUGCUGCUGAUAUUGCUCCUACUGUUUCAUGGGGUACAAGUCCUCAAGAUGUUGUUCCUAUUACUGGAAAAGUACCUGAUCCUUCUCAAGAAUCUGAUCCUACUCGUCGUUUGGCUAUUCAACGUGCUUUGGAUUAUAUUGGUUUGGAACCAAACACACCUAUGGAACAAGUCAAAAUUGAUAAGGUCUUUAUUGGAAGUUGUACAAACUCGCGUAUUGAAGAUUUGCGAGCUGCUGCUAAUAUUGUCAAGGGUCGUAAGGUGGCUGAUUGGGUCUAUGCUAUGGUUGUUCCUGGUUCUGGUCUUAUCAAAUUACAAGCUGAAAAGGAAGGUUUGGAUGUCAUCUUCAAGGAAGCUGGUUUUGAUUGGCGUGAAGCUGGUUGUUCCAUGUGCCUCGGUAUGAAUCCUGAUCAACUUAAACCUAAGGAACGUUGUGCUUCUACUAGUAAUCGAAACUUUGAAGGUCGUCAAGGUGCUGGAAGCCGUACUCAUUUAUGUAGUCCUGCUAUGGCUGCUGCUGCUGGUAUUAAGGGGUAUUUGACAGAUGUUCGUGAAAUGUUACCUACUGAACAAGUUCUCAAUACUACUAGUCGACAACCAGUGGAAAUUGAAAGUCCCAAACAAACUCUUGAAUCUGAUAAUAAUAACAAUAACUCAACACAGUCCAUCAGUACCAAUAAAACAGUCAGCAAGUCAAUUGGAUCAGAAUCAGCAUCUGGUAUGCCUACUUUUACAACAUUGAAAGGGAUUGCAGCUCCUUUGGAUAUCGCCAAUGUUGAUACGGAUAUGAUCAUUCCUAAACAAUUCCUCAAAACCAUCAAGCGAACUGGAUUGGGCAGCGCAUUAUUCUAUGCUUUAAGAUUUGAUCCUACUACGAAGGAAGAAAAUCCCAACUUUGUACUGAAUAAGGAGCCUUUCCGUCAAGCCAAAAUUCUGGUAUGUACUGGUCCCAACUUUGGAUGUGGAAGUUCUCGUGAACAUGCUCCUUGGGCUUUCAAUGAUUUUGGUAUCCGUUGUAUCAUUGCCACCAGCUUUGCUGAUAUCUUUUUCAACAAUUGCUUCAAAAAUGGUAUGUUGCCUUUGGUUUUAUCUCAAGAACAAGUGGAUGAAUUAGCAGCAGAUGCAAAGGAAGGAUUGGAAGUGGAAGUGGAUUUGGUGAAUCAAGUGGUCAAAUCUCCUCAUCAUGAAUUUAAGUUUGAUGUUGAACCUUUCCGUAAACAUUGUUUGGUCAAUGGUUUGGAUGAUAUUGGUUUGACUAUGCAAAAGGAUGACAAGAUUGCUGCAUUUGAAACACGUCGUACUGCUACUUGGCCUUGGUUGGAUGGUAAGAAUUAUACUGGACAAGCUACUAAGAUCAACGUACAUGAAGCCAAGAAACAAAAAUUGGAUUGGUAGAUUAUCAUUGGUUUAGAUUAUAUAUUAGUUUUUUAAUUUAUUAUUUAUCCUUUGAUCAUAUACAAUAAAUAAUAAAAAUUAGGAAAGAUCAAUAUUUAAAGUUUUUAGAUAUUGAAAAAUGGAUGAAACG